AUGAGCGAGGCGUCGUCUUCUCCGCGCUCUGUUAGCUCUAGCGCGACAUCAUCUACGCCUGUCGCUCGCGGAAGUCGACAACGUGCACAACAAACGCUCACUUGUGUAUCAGUGAUGGACAUUCUUCAAACUUUACCACUUACCGCUGCUGGUCGACCCGCACUCUUUGGUAACGAGGUAGAAAUUUACAGUGAGGAGCAUAUUGGUCUGUAUGACCGAACAUUUAAGACGCAAUAUGUGCGUGGCCGAUGCUCGGUCACCACACACCGCCUCUUCUAUAUGGACGAAACGUGCUCACCACCCGUGGCGUUUUUUGUUCCACUGGAGUGGAUCACUCGUGUUACGAAGGAGGCGGGCUUCUUACAACGCUCUGCAAAAGUGCGAUUAGACAUGACUACUCGCACGCAACCACUGGUCUCUUCAUUUUUAAAGCUAUCAUUUAAAGAUGGAGGACGCGACGAUUUCUUUAAUCCCUUAGAAGCUUCGCUCAAACGAAAAGCGUGGAACGACUCACAGCCGAGUCAUUUGUCAGAUCGGCGAUUGGUAAAGCGGCAAUUUAAUGCUGCAGAUGCAGGAAUUGCUGGUAUCAUUCGUCGCCAGCAAGAAGCGCAGCUAGAGACAACAGAAUUGGCAGCUACAGCGUUUUCAGAUUUGGCUAAUCUAAUGCUUAAGGCGAAAGAUAUGGUCAGCUUGAUUGAGCGGUAUGUCGACACGCAGAAAAUGGGGGGAACGAAUGGAGAAGAUAUAACUCAAACGUCUAAUGAAGAUGAUAUCAACAAGUUAAGCUCGCUGAUGCUGGAUAUGGGUAUAAACAGUCCAGUCACGCGUGAGAAUUCAGGUGCGGCCUAUUACGAGCAAUUGGCAAGACAGCUAGCAGAAUUCCUUGGCGACUAUAUGCCGAAGAAUGGAGGGAUCAUGACCUUAUCGGAUAUCUAUUGCAUGUUCAAUCGAGCACGAGGCGUCGAGUUGGUAUCUCCUGACGAUCUGUAUCAUGCAGCGAUGUUGCAGAAGGGACUGAAGCUUGGCUACAGUAUGCGUAAAUUCGCUGGCGGAUUGAUUGUGCUACAAACUGACUCACAUCGCGAAGACAAGGUGGCCGAACGUCUUGUUAAGAUGGCGCAAAAAUCAAGUUCUGGCUACAUCAGUUCGACCGACGUGUCGGUUGAGAUGCAUACAUCCCUUCCGUUAGCCUGGGAAUAUUUGAAGGUAGCAGAAGAGCUUGGGAGGCUUUGUCGUGACGAAACGUUCGAAGGAACCAAUUUUUAUCCGAACAAAUUUAUUCAGUUUGUGGUAGGUGCUGAAAGGUGUUCACAUUUUGAAUCGUAG
Molecule: messenger RNA, 1326 nt
Organism: Plasmopara halstedii
Lineage: Eukaryota; Oomycota; Peronosporomycetes; Peronosporales; Peronosporaceae
Product: vacuolar protein-sorting-associated
Exons: 3
Coding region: 1-1326 (441 amino acids)
Biological process (GO): protein transport to vacuole involved in ubiquitin-dependent protein catabolic process via the multivesicular body sorting pathway
Cellular component (GO): late endosome membrane; ESCRT II complex
Molecular function (GO): ubiquitin binding; phosphatidylinositol-3-phosphate binding
Source: RefSeq, a predicted model, not a curated record